This is a messenger RNA of Neurospora hispaniola, 1204 nucleotides long. RefSeq lists its product as uncharacterized. The coding region runs from base 324 to 908 and encodes 194 amino acids. The record is from RefSeq and is a predicted model, not a curated record. Lineage: Eukaryota; Fungi; Ascomycota; Sordariomycetes; Sordariales; Sordariaceae. The transcript has 3 exons.
AGGCCAUUGAUUGGGAUCCGGGAAUGUAACCGAAAAGAGGAAGAGUCCUUGGAACAGGAGUUCCACUGCUCGGCUCAUAACAAGCGCCUCUGGAUGACGCCAACCCGAAUUGAGGAUAGGGACACUACCACAGUAGUAGAAGGAGAGCUCUUAGCCAUGCCGCGAAGCAAAGAACACCUCUAGAGGUAGGGAAGAAGAUUGGAGUAUAAGAAGGACGAAGGUCGGUCACAAAACCAAAGUAGAGAGAUUUCCUCCCCAUCCUCACCUGCAUUCAUCAGCUUCUCUUUCUCCCUCACCAAGUCCAGCAUCCCCAAACCGUUAAAAUGGUCGCCAUGAAGUUCGCCACCAUCGCCGUCCUUGCGACUGUCGCCGUCGCUGCGCCAACCACUGCCGUCACCACCGCGGAGGAGGUCAAGCCUUGGAGCUGGUCCCAGUGGGUCGCCGACCUCAUGAACCCCGACGUAGUCGCCCUCACCCCUGAGCAGGCCGUUGAGGCCUACUACGCGAGCCUCAACGCCACCGCGUCCACCCACGACGGCGCCGCAAGUAUCAAUAAACGAUACUUGUCGUGGUGCACCACGGAUGAGCAAGAUACUCCUCGUCACUUGCUUCGGCCCGACGUUGACGCCGCCGUCAAGUGCGUGAGCAGCCUGGCGGCGUUGGGAACCAGUGUUAGCUACGCCGUCAAACCCUUUUACAUACUUUGCCAAGAGAUUAUUGGAGUGAGGAUGAUAGUCAGCUUGUAUGGGACGGCGGAAUCGGUUUUGUAUACCACAGCUCAUGAUUUCGCCGUUGCUGGUGGACACAUUAUGGACUCUUGCACCUGGGGCGGCACAACUGGUGGAUAUAUCAUCGAGAAUAACCAGAAGACCUUGGAGUAUGAGUUGACCAAGUUGGGCGCUCAGUAGGGCGAUCUAGGUCGGAUAUCCAAAAGUUUCGAAAAGAAAAUAAGAAGUCUCUGCCAGCUGCAGGCAUUACUAGGCUCGCACGGGGCGCGGGGUAAUGGCUAUCGUACAAGAGGGUUUGACAGAUAUGUAUACAGCUAGGCUAGGGGACGGGGAUAUGACGUGGUGUGUUAUCGCCAAGGGGUAUGGAAUAUGGUCACGUGGAUAAUGACGAAUAGUAAUGCCGAGGGACAAGGAAAGCGAUUUAGGAAUACACACAACCUAUCUUGGAGAGUUGUGGGCAGGUUCUGAGCCAAUCC